This is a messenger RNA of Gadus morhua (Atlantic cod), 2555 nucleotides long. RefSeq names its product katanin p60 subunit A-like 2 (gene katnal2). Gene Ontology annotation, molecular function: ATP hydrolysis activity; ATP binding. Lineage: Eukaryota; Metazoa; Chordata; Actinopteri; Gadiformes; Gadidae. The record is from RefSeq and is a predicted model, not a curated record.
CGGACAUAAGGAUGACGCGGCAUAGAGGACGAUGACGUCAAGGCGGGCGUGGGAAUAAAGUCUUACGAUUUUUUUUCAAAUAUAUAUUAUAUUAUUAGUUAUUAUAUGUUCUGUGCGGUUUAUAAAUCCAUGAACAAUACAUCAAUAAAUAUAGUCUCAUGAAGUCACCUCUGAAAUUGGUCCUGUCCUUUCGAUCCCUGUGGCACUGUGGUCGUGGAGUUGUUAUCCAUUUAAAAGAAAGUCAAACUCAAUACAGUUUUUUGAAUAAAGGUCCUUUGCGGUUACUCACAAUGAUCUAAAAUUGAUCUGAUAAACAAAAUGACGAAACAGCCAUUAAAAGUCAAAAGUAAAAACGGUUUGGUUUUAUAUUAUCAGAAACAACAGCAUCAGCCAUUCUUGAACAGGAGCAGUUCAAGAAUAACUCGAAAAGUAAUAUCAUAAUUCGGAGAGGAAUAUUCAUCCUGGAGAUUAGUCAUUCUCUGUAGAAAGUAUUUAUUCUGAUCUGUAGAAAGUAUUUAUGUAGAGAUUGUAUUAAUUAUAUUUAAAAAAGUAGCAUGGCUAUGUGAAGAAAGCAUCCGUAUAAAGUAUUGAUUCUGAAGAGAGAAUAUUAAUUCUGUAGAAAGUAUUUAUUCUUUUGAGUAGUCCAUAGACUAGAGAGAUAGGUGUACAGUCUCCGUCCAACCGCUCCGCAUACGGACCGCUCCUCUGCUCGCCUCCGUUGAUCGCCCCCGCUGCUCGCUGCUCGCCCCCGCUGCGGUCAGAGACCAGGAUGGAGCUCUCCUAUCAGUCCAUGAGGACAGCUCACCAGGUCCGGGAGGCGGAGGAACUGAGAACUGAGACCCGGAAGAAGGACCUACUCAUCCUCAUAUACCAUCACCUCAUGGAUCAUGGCUACAUGGACAGCGCGGGGUCCUGGAUGGGGAGUGUAACGGGUCUCCAGAGGUUGGAGGUCUGUGACAACGUGGACCUGGAGACGGUGCUGAUGGAGUACCAGACCUACCACUACAUCAAGUUCAACAAGUACCCCCGGCUCACCAGGAGGUCCCCCCCUACUGUUGAAACCAGACAGGUUUCAAGUUGCGGCAAGAAGAGGUAUGAGCCCCUCCUCCACUGUGAAGCCCCCCCUAAAAUAAGCCCCACCCACCGACCGCAUUCUGGGGGAGGGGCCAGGAAUUCAGAACCCCACAUAGCCAUCAGAAACAGGAGUGAGAACGGGCUGGUGGAUCCUACGCUGGAGUUUGGUCUCAACGUCUCGUCUUUUGCUAACAAUGGAGCUUCAGGAGAGGGAAGCUCCAGGAAGCUGAAGGACAACAAGGCUGUGAUCCAGGACGCCAGCAGAAGAGGCAACGCAGACACCGACCACGCGGAACGUUUGCUGAAACCUCUCGGAGCGUUCAUCACAACAAGCAGUGAAAUGAGAGAACUUGCAGCCAUCAUUAGCAAGGACAUCUAUGUGCACAACCCCAACGUGCACUAUGACAUCAUGGGUCUGGAGGACGGCAAGCGAUUAGUAAAAGAGGCUGUUGUCUACCCUAUUAAGUACCCUCAGCUCUUCACUGGUAUCUUGUCUCCAUGGAAAGGCUUGCUGCUCUACGGGCCUCCAGGGACGGGUAAGACUCUGCUGGCUAAGGCGGUGGCCACAGAGUGCAGCACCACCUUCUUCAACAUCUCCGCCUCCACCAUCAUCAGCAAGUGGAGGGACUCAGAGAAGCUGAUCCGGGUGCUGUUUGAGCUGGCCAAGUUCCACGCCCCGUCCACCAUCUCUGACGAGCUGGAGUCUGUGAUGGGACAGAGAGGAGGCGGCCACGGGGGGGAGCAUGAGGGGAGUCGUAGGAUGAAGACUGAGCUGUUGAUCCAGAUGGACGGACUGGCCGCCUCGGACCACCUGGUGUUCAUACUAGCUGCUUCUAACAUGCCCUGGGAGCUGGACCAAGCGAUGCUGAGACGGCUGGAGAAGAGGAUUCUGAUUGGUCUACCCUCAGAGCCCGCCCGCCAGGCCAUGAUCUCCCAUUGGCUCCCUCCAGUCAGCUUGUCAGGGGCGGAGCUUAGAACUCAACUGGACUACGAAACACUGGCCAAGGAGGCUGCAGGCUACUCUGGGUCUGACCUCCGGUUGGUGUGUAAGGAGGCGGCCAUGAGACCCGUCCGCAAGAUCCUCCACACCCUGGAGACACCAGGAAACUCUCCCCUGCCUGUCAUCAACCUGGAAACCGUGACAACGGAGGACUUCCUAGAGGUCAUGACCCACACCAAGCCCUCGGCCAGGACCCUCACCCACAGAUACACGGAGUGGGAGAGAGACUAUCAGUCUGUAUGAGAGAGAGACUAUCAGUCUGUAUGAAGAGAGACAAUCAGUCUGUAUGAGAGAGAGACUAUCAGUCUGUAUGAGAGAGAGAGAGACUAUCAGUCUGUAUGAGAGAGAGACUAUCAGUCUGUAUGAGAGCAAUAAAGAGAGAGAGCAACACGCUACUGCUUAUAUUUGUUCAGGCUUCUCUGCUUUCUACUGUGAAGUUGUAAUUUAGCUAAUAAAUGAUCAAUAAAAUGAAAAUAGUCAA